Molecule: messenger RNA, 3058 nt
Organism: Priapulus caudatus
Lineage: Eukaryota; Metazoa; Priapulida; Priapulimorpha; Priapulimorphida; Priapulidae
Product: DNA repair and recombination protein RAD54B-like
Exons: 21
Coding region: 95-2917 (940 amino acids)
Biological process (GO): reciprocal meiotic recombination; double-strand break repair via homologous recombination
Cellular component (GO): nucleus
Molecular function (GO): DNA translocase activity; ATP binding; ATP-dependent chromatin remodeler activity
Source: RefSeq, a predicted model, not a curated record
UGUUGCGCGCCAAGCUUCUUGCAAGCUUCACGCAAAUCUUGCGUAUUAAAAAGACUGACGGUGACACGAUACUUCAUUAUUACUUAUUACCAACAUGAGGCGAUCUGCUGCACCGAGUCAAAAAGGUUCGGCCACGAAGAAGCCCCGCUUUGUUUGCCCGUUUGUGAAGUUGCCCAAUGACAAUGUAGGAGACCCAUCACCAGUAUCUGAGAAAUCAGCUGCGACUGAACCAGCACCUGGAUUAGUGGCCAUUGAUAGCAGUAACACAUCUACAGUGGCAAUACCACAUGUCCCUGUCAGUGCAGUAGGAAAGGAGCACUCUACAGAAAAUGAUUUUGUGUCGCCACAAAAUAAAGAAAGAUCAUCGCCAUCUAAAAGUGCCAUUCAGUAUAAGGAGAAUGUGCCAUGCACGACACAGUCUGCCGAUAGGUUAACAGUGCAGUCUAGACUGGCUCCGAAGUUCCGGGCUCCAUCGGCUUCCACGGUCUCACAAACGUUGCAACCAGUGGCUCCAUCUGUUCAGCAGGCCAGUGAUGAGGCACCAGUGAGCCACUACUACAGUGUUGUUUGGUGCAAGCUAUCCAAGAAGAAGCACAAGAAUUGGGAAGGCGAUGCUGUGCUGAUUACCAGGGGGCGUAGUGUGACUCUCAAAGAUAUUGAAGGAAAAGAGAUUGGCAAAGGUACUGGUUACAGGAAGACUGACAUGGAAAGCAUGCAGGAUGGUCACACACUAGUCGUUGGUGGCAAGGAGGUUGAAGUGAUGGGUUGCAUCUCAACAGAACAUUACAUGAGUGGCAAGUGCUUUCAGACAGCAUCCACAACAGUGGAUAAUACUCUGAUGUCAUCUGCAGCAUUGACUGCGCCACCAAAGCCUUUUGUCAGACCCCAAAAAGUUGGUGCAGAUGUUACCAAUGUCUCAGUGAAGAAGGUGGCAUUGUCUGUUAGACCAAGGCAUGAUCCAACUAGCCCCGGAGCGCUUGUGAUGCCAACUCCAUCUCGUAAACACCAGAAGGAAUAUAAUAAAAGUGGCCUGCCACUCGUGGACGUGGUUGUUGAUCCGUACCUGUCUGUAUACUUAAGGCCUCAUCAGCGAGAGGGUGUGACCUUCCUCUAUGAAUGCCUGAUGGAUAUGAGAGACUACAUGGGAUGCGGCGCCAUAUUGGCGGAUCACAUGGGAUUGGGCAAAACUCUGCAGUGCAUCUCCGUCAUUUGGACCCUGUACAAGCAAGGUGUGUAUGGAGGCAAGCCAUCUCUGAAGAGGAUUCUCAUUGUGACACCUGGUAGCCUAGUACAGAACUGGUGCAAUGAAUUUAAGAAGUGGCUGGGUAAAGAAAGGAUGGCUGUCUUUGCUGUAACAUCGGAAGCACGGGUGGAUGAGUUUGCGAGGUCGCCCGUCUACCCGGUGAUGGUUGUCUCCUACGAGAUGCUCAUGAAGUGUCACGCGGACGUGAGCGGCGUGAAGUUCGACCUGAUCGUCUGCGACGAGGGGCACAGGCUGAAGAAUGCUGCCAUCAAGACGACGACGCUGAUCAAUUCGCUGGACAUCCGGCGAAGGAUAGUGCUGACGGGCACACCCGUGCAGAACGACCUACAGGAAUUCUUUGCGCUUGUGGAUUUCUGCAAUCCGGGCGUGCUUGGUUCGAGCGCGACCUUCCGGAGGGUCUACGAGGAGGCGAUCGUGAGGUCGCGGCAGCCGGGCGCGAGCGGCGAGGAGCGACACGUCGGGGAGGCGCGGGCCGCCGAGCUGGGCCGCCUCACGGCCGAGUUUGUGAUGCGGCGCACCCAGGACGUCAACAACAGAUACCUGCCGCCGAGAGUCGAGAUGGUGGUGUUCUGUCAACCAUCCACACUCCAACUGUCCAUCUAUCGGCAGCUGUUACAAUCGCGGGCAGUCAAAAGUUGCUUGAAGCAAUACGACACAGAUGGCAGCUGCCACCUGGUGUGCAUAUCUGCACUGAAGAAACUAUGCAACCACCCGAUGCUUGUCCACCAGGCGGCGCUGCAGACCGACGCCGCUGAAGAAAGAGCUGUUGUUACUGAAGGCCUCUACGCGGGUGUCCUUCCCCUCUUCCCGAGUGGGUAUGGAGAGGAGGGUCUCUGCACGGAGGAUUCGGGGAAGCUUACUGUUCUCAGUGAACUGCUGAGUUCUCUGUAUAGACAGACACCGGUGGAGAAGAUUGUGGUCGUCUCCAGUUACACACAGACACUCGACAUCCUUCAGGAGUUGUGUGUGCACGAAGGCUACAGGUUCCUACGACUGGAUGGAGCGACACCUACAGGCAGGCGGCAGGACCUAGUCGAGCAGUUCAAUAGUCGUCACGGGCAGGAAUUUGUAUUUCUGCUGAGCUGCAAGGCUGGUGGUCAGGGCAUAAACCUCAUCGGUGCAUCUAGAAUUGUGCUGUACGACAUAGACUGGAACCCCGCCAACGAUCUACAGGCGAUGGCGCGAGUGUGGCGGGACGGUCAGAGAAGGACUGUCCACAUCUACAGGCUGUUGACCACGGGCUCAAUCGAGGAGAAGGUCUAUCAGAGACAGGUCAGCAAGCAGGGACUGAGUGGGGCCGUAGUCGACGCAAAGACUUUAGGCAAAGUUCAGUUCUCUAAAGACGAUUUGAAGGACCUGUUCAAGCUUAGCCAGGGAACUCCCAGCACCACCCAUGACCUGCUUGAUUGUGAGUGUCAUAUCGGCCAAUCUCGCCCCCCAGUGUCACACCGCAACCUAGCUGCAGGGGUCGCAAUAGAUCGGAUGUCUACCAGUCUGUCCAUGGACGAACUGAUGGACUGGGAACAUCACGCAGCACCGAUUAAUUACGAGUUGAUGCCCGGCAGCCAUCUUAAAUCGGCUGUGAACACGAUAAGCUUUGUAUUCAGAAAUGUAGCCAACGAGCAGGCAAAACCAGGAACAGUGGCUGAAUGACUCUUAACUUCCUAUUCUAUAGAUUUUGUUGUUAAAUGCACAAUCUACUGUAACAUUGUUAUGUAUAAUAUAUUACUUGUAAAUCUUAUUAUAUUGUAAACUUGUAAAUCUUAUAUAAUAAAUUAUGUUCUUACAAAAAUA